UCGGGCCUGGAAAUUGUGAUGGAUGGUAUAAAGAAUCUUCAUCAGCAACUCGUUCAAAAGAAGGACAGGAUCACCCAGUCCAUGAAUGUGCACAAGGGUCUCGGAUCGGCUCUCUGGUGCUCGCCAACUGAAGUCCUAUCCCAAAAUUUUAACUACUGUCUCCCGGAAGACAGCCCCUUGUUUCCAUCAAGGCUAGAAGCUCCCAUGCUGUUGACCGCAGUAUGCCGACGAUGGACGGAGGCUGCUGUGGGUGUACCCAGUUUAUGA
Suillus paluster is the source of this 267-nucleotide messenger RNA. RefSeq lists its product as uncharacterized. NCBI's taxonomy places the organism in Eukaryota, Fungi, Basidiomycota, Agaricomycetes, Boletales, Suillaceae. The annotation marks the transcript as partial. The record is from RefSeq and is a predicted model, not a curated record. The transcript has a single exon.